Messenger RNA from Fibroporia radiculosa, 894 nucleotides. RefSeq lists its product as uncharacterized. The transcript has 3 exons. Lineage: Eukaryota; Fungi; Basidiomycota; Agaricomycetes; Polyporales; Fibroporiaceae. The coding region runs from base 1 to 894 and encodes 297 amino acids. The record is from RefSeq and is a predicted model, not a curated record. Gene Ontology annotation, molecular function: oxidoreductase activity, acting on the CH-OH group of donors, NAD or NADP as acceptor.
AUGUCGCUUGAAGUUACUUACCCUCCACACGCCGGUCUCGAAUUUGUUAAAACGAUUCGACAUGACACAUACCCCGCCAUCGAUCCUGCGAGGGCAAACUUAGCAGGAAAAGUGGUCCUUGUAACCGGUGCAUCGAAGGGCAUUGGAAAGGCUAUCGCUAUCGCCUUCGCCCAAGCGGGUGUUUCCGGCCUCGUCCUCCUGGCUCGCUCCGAUAUGACUGCGACCCGGGCUGCAUGUGAAGCAGUAGCAACACGUCCAGGGCAGUCGCUGAAGGUUCUCACCAUCCCUGUCGAUACAAGCAACACCGCUCAAGUCGACGCGGCUUUGAAUAGUACCAAAGAGACGUUCGGACGGCUCAACAUCCUCGUGAAUAACGCUGGCGUAGUAGAGGAUUAUGCUGUGGUUGGAGAUUCUGAUCCGGCAAGUUGGUGGUACACAUGGGAAGUGAACAUGCGCGGGACGUACGAAGUGACGCGUGCAUCCUUGCCAAUACUCAUGGCUACCGAAGGCCACAAGACCAUCGCCACUGUCAGCAGCAUCGGUGCUCAUGGUAUCGUCCCAAAGUUUGCCUCUGCUUACGUGAUGUCCAAACUGGCACAGCUCCGCUUCGCGGAGCUCCUAAUGAACGAGUACGGGAACAAGGGGAUUGCUGCUUAUGCGAUUAACCCAGGCGCGAUCCUCACGAACUUGACUUCCGCCAUCCCUGAAGACCUCAAGGCGCACCUAGUAGACACCCCCGAGGUCGCUGCACACACCAUCGUCUGGCUCACUCGAGAGCCCAGAGACUGGCUCAGUGGUCGCUAUGUGAGCUGCCAGUGGGAUGUGGAGGAGCUGGAGGCGAAAAAGCAGGAAAUUGUUGAUGGUGACAAGCUGAAAAUGCGAAUGGCCAUUUAG